CGAAUAUUAUAAAUUCCUACAUCAUCUCAGCCGUCGCAGUGCACACCCUCAACGACGACCGCCCGACGCUCCUUUUUCGAAAUCACUGCUCUCAGCUUAGUCUGAAGCGCUGCCUCACGUCACCGUCUUCACGUCCCGUUCAUCGCUGCACGGCGCCAUCAUGGCGAGCGCCAGCGCCGGGGCCGGCGUGUCCGGCACCGCGGCAUCGCACCCGUACACAUGCAACACGUGCCAGGUUGCCUAUCGCAAUAUUGAUCUACAGAAGACACAUAUGAAAAGUGACUGGCACCGAUAUAACCUCAAGCGCCGAGUGGCCUCGCUGCCUCCCAUCUCCUCAGAAAUUUUCACGGAAAAGGUUCUCCAGGCUCGGGCUACAUCGACCGCCGAAGCGGAAAAGGCCUACUUCGAAAGGGCAUGCGCGGCGUGCAACAAGACGUACUACAGCGAGAAUGCGUACCAAAACCACUUGCUCAGUCAGAAGCACAAGCAAAACCUGUCAACCGCGGGCCAUCGCCGUGCCGAUGACGAGACGACGUCCGUCGUCAGCUCUACAUUCUCACUCGGGGAGCCGACUGGACCGUCCCGAGAGGAGUUUGACAGCGAUGCUGAGGAUGAAUUCAAUCAGGUGAUUGAGAGCCUUCAAAAGGCCACGGUCUCGGGACAGCGGCCAUCCCCGGUAAAACGCCCGUCCAACCCGCGACCCGUCGGUGCGGACGCGGACAAGAACGGCGCUGCCGAUGAUGAAGGUUCGACGACGACUGGUGGCGCUGAGCCCGCAUGGACGGCCAACUCUUGUAUUUUCUGUAACUACAAUUCCCCCUCAGUGGAGCUGAACGCCACGCACAUGGAGCGAUUCCACGGCAUGUUUAUUCCCGAAAAGCCAUAUCUCGCCAACCUGGAGGGCCUCGUCAAGCACUUGCAGCGCCAAGUUGCCGAAUACCACGAGUGUCUGAGUUGCGGAAAGAUCAAGACGACAAUAUUUGGUGUGCAGACGCACAUGCGCGACAAGGGCCACUGCAAGAUUCCCUACACGUCGGAGGAGGAGCAGCUGCGAAUCGGCGAUUUCUACGACUUCAGGAGCACUUACUCGGAUGGUGAAGACGAUGAGGAGUCUGAUGACGAGGUCGCAGAGGGUGAGGCUGGUGGAGCCAAACUGGGACCGAAACGACGAGCCAAGAUUGUCAAUGCUGAUGGUGAGGAAAUUGGUGAGGACGAAGACGCUGAGGGCUGGGAGACGGAUAGCUCGGUCUCGUCGCUGGACUCUGCCGACCUUACGGCUGUCCCCGCCGAGGGCCACAUCCACCAGUUUGAGCGCCUCAGCAAGCACCCGCACCACUCCCGCCACGACCCUCGGAACCGUCACCAGGUCGACGGCUGGCACUCGAGAGCGCACAAGCAUACGCACGCCGUCUUUUACGACGACUACGAGCUGCACCUGCCGUCAGGGAAGUCGGUCGGCCACCGAUCUCUCAACAAGUACUACCGACAGAACCUGAACAACUAUCCGACACCAGAGGAACGCGCCGAGCGCUUGGCUAUUGAACAAGCAGCAGGCUCGGGAGACGAGCAGGAGGAUGGUCGGAGCAAUGCCGAUAGGACAGUUGCUGUGCGGGGCCGUGGCAGGGAGGUGGCGCCGCGAGGGACGCUGGGCAUGGUGGGCGUGUCGGACGAGAAGAAGCGCGAGGCGCGGAAGAUUCAGCAGCGCGGCCGCGACGCGCAGAAGCAGCGGACCAAGGCGGAAGAGUGGUCGUAUGGCAAGCGGGCCAACAACCAGAAGACAUACUACUACCGCUACGAUGGCGGUGGUUAGUUUUCUGUAUGUCCAUGGAAGAAUAGAGGAGCCCAGGCAUUGAAUGGAGCGCUCGGCGUAUAUUACUGUUGUGGAUGUCGAUGUUGUUUGACGCAAUGUUGCACGCCGUCUUUCCGAACGAGUGAGAGUUGCAAGAGCCUGCCGGUCAUGAGACUCGGAACCACGUACCCACCAACCACGUACCCGAUAGGUGAAGAAACUUGCUGCAUUGGUCCA
This is a messenger RNA of Purpureocillium takamizusanense, 2026 nucleotides long. RefSeq names its product pre-60S factor rei1 (gene REI1). Gene Ontology annotation, biological process: ribosomal large subunit biogenesis. The record is from RefSeq and is a predicted model, not a curated record. Bases 161 to 1810 code for a protein of 549 amino acids. Gene Ontology annotation, molecular function: nucleic acid binding; zinc ion binding. The transcript has 2 exons. NCBI's taxonomy places the organism in Eukaryota, Fungi, Ascomycota, Sordariomycetes, Hypocreales, Ophiocordycipitaceae. Gene Ontology annotation, cellular component: preribosome, large subunit precursor.